Trypanosoma theileri is the source of this 2337-nucleotide messenger RNA. RefSeq lists its product as uncharacterized. The record is from RefSeq and is a predicted model, not a curated record. NCBI's taxonomy places the organism in Eukaryota, Euglenozoa, Kinetoplastea, Trypanosomatida, Trypanosomatidae. The transcript has a single exon. The coding region runs from base 1 to 2337 and encodes 778 amino acids.
AUGUCAGACUUUGAUGAUAAUCCACUGGCCACAGAUGAUGAUGAAGGCACCACCACUCCGCUGGAGGUUACGAACAGGAAGAGAGAACGUGAAGAGGAUGUUGCGAUGGCUGCAGCACCCGAGCGGUCACCACCGCAAAUGUCUGUUUCCACUCAACGAGCGACUUGUGCCUCUUCUUCUUCUGCUGUAAUGGCUGAUAGUCAUGAUAGUGGUGUUUUAACGGGAGAAGAUUUUACUUUUGAUGGUAAUGAAAAGGCGACAAGUAUAGAUAUUCCUACAACAGAGAGUUUAUUGGCAGAAUACGACGCGGGUCGAGAAGAGGAUGAAUUUAAUGAAUUAAUUGUAAAAACCGCUGAGUUAGAGUCCAAGUUAAAGAAACAAAAGAAUACAUACAAUGAUGAGAUAACUCGUGUUUCUAAAGAACAUAAAGAUCUUGAAGAAUCUAUGGAAUCUUUAAAGAGUACAAUUCUACGCAUAUGUGAAGAGAUUAAAUCUGUUCAAACCACCCGGGAUGUAACAGAUAUAGAAGGUAAUAAUAGUAAUAAUAAAAGUAGUUAUACUGAAGAUGCUUUAGGGUUGAUGGAGGUUAUUCAACGAGAGAAUAGUACUUUAAAUAAAACUGUUAAAGAACUUACACAACACCUAAACGUGCAGGUAGGUAAAGAUCGUAUUAUAAAAGAGCUUACAGAACAUAUUUACACCUGUAUUACUGGUAAUCAAGAUGGACAGAGAGAUAUUCUUAGCAUCUUUGAUCCUCAGGUUGAACGACGUAAUCUUGAAUUAUGUAAAACGGCAAUUGCCAAACUUAGCACUAGUGGGGUAAUAGAUCAAACAUCUUUACUUAUACAAGCACUUAUGGGAGUUAUGAAUCGUUUAGUUAAUAAUUUUGAUGUGAUCUAUGCAAAUGCGAAAACAUUAAAUGAACGAAUGUCGUGUUUGUCAUCAUCCUUGCGUGAGUUAGCACGAUAUUCACUGGAAUGGUACUGUCGUACUAUUAAUAAAGAUAUGUUAGGAAAUGGAGAUGUUAAGUUACCAAUAUUUACAUCUAGAGAAGCCUAUGAGGGUAGCGUAGGGAAUCAACGAUUAGAGACAACAUUACAUCGGAUGGAAUAUACUGUAAAUCAACUAUUAACACUUUUACCUUCAAAUCUUGGUACAACAACUCCACAUCAAAAUACACCUGCUAUUGCAGCUGCAGCAGCUGCUCUCUUUAAUGAAGAUUUGGAAUCUCACACAGAAGCUCUUGGUAAGGAAGUUCUUAUGUUAAGAAAGUUGCUUACUGAGGAUACAGCUACCCUGGUACCACAACUAAGUGAACUGCAUAAAAAACAAGGAGAAAAAAAAGAAACAGAUCUAAAAACAUCUACAACUACUGAAAUGACUACUUGGCUCAUUAAAAUAAUGAAAACAUUAAUGGAACGUCUUAAUACUGCAAAUACUUUAUUACAUUCUUUAGGAACUUCUGAAAAGAGUAGAGAUGCCCCAGCAAUGGCACUUCAACUUGCUUUUUAUGAGAAAUAUCUUGAAAUGCAAAAAAUGUUACUUCAUGAAUUACAUACAUGCAAUACUGCCUUACAAGAAAGGGCCUACCUUGUAACUGUUAUUCGUCAAAUAGCUUUACAUGAUGGUGAUAAUGAAGCUGUUGCUAUGGUAGCCCAAAAAUUAGUUGAAAGUUUAGAAAAUAAUAAUAUUAAUGAUAAUUAUGAAGAACUAGAACAAAGGUUUAUUGAAAAAAUAAAGAAGUUUGCAGAUGAAGCAUCUGAAAUGUUUAGAGAUCACUCUGUUAGUGCGGUUCAGAGCGCACAAAAACUACAAGAAGUUCGAAGAUUUUUUGCACAAACCGUAGAGGUUUCAGACAAACUUGUAUAUGGAGAAUCAUCUAGAUCUAUUCCUCAUUCUAUUGCAGAAAUAUCUUUAAUAAAUUCUUCAGAUGUAGUGGAUACUUCUCAUGAAGGAAAUCUUCUUCUUUGUAAUAGUGAUGAAGAGUUUUCCAUUCUUCCAGUAACAUCAAAUGAUGUUAGAAAAGAGCUUCAGGAAGAAAUAAACACUGUAGAAAGAAGAAAUAAAGAAUUAAUGAAAUGCAUGAAAUGGUUUUCAACGCAGAAAACUCAUAACGCUAUUCCAAAACUUUGUGCAGCACGUAAAGAGGUUGAAGAGUUACGUCAGAAGUUAAAACAAUCUGAAGAAGGAGAAGCGAAAUGGAAGACGCUUAAAGGUGAAGUAGAUGAGACUCGAAAGGCAGUUUCUGUGGCUGUGGCUGCUACUGCAGCAAUGAGAGAUCGGUUGAAUGGUCUGCGUGAACGUUUACAUACUGGAAAAGAAGGGCAAUUGCAAUAA